This is a messenger RNA of Paramecium octaurelia, 508 nucleotides long. The record is from the annotation of a GenBank genome assembly. NCBI's taxonomy places the organism in Eukaryota, Ciliophora, Oligohymenophorea, Peniculida, Parameciidae.
UAAAUGGAUCUUAUUCUAUAAGAUAUGCCUCAAAAGAAGGUUGUUUCUUUCCUAUCUCUAUCCUACGCUUUCAUUUCUGAAGUGGAUUUGGGAUCUGAAUCAUUAAGAUUUUUGGGAGGUUCUAGAUUUGAUAUAUAUGGAAUAUGGAGAGUGAUAUUUUAAAAGAAAUAUUAAGCCAAAUAUAAUAAUCAAUAGAUGACAUUUAGAUAUUUUUUAGCAUAAAAGAUACCUUACAUAAGCGAUAAUUAUUUAUCAUGUACAAUAUCUUGAGGAUGGAGAUUGGUCACAAUUAAUAAAGUUGUCAUUCAAACAAUAUGAUGUUAGUCAUGUUGAAAUUGAUGAAUAAGGAAAUUCGAAAACGAAAGGAAAUUGGAAAUAUGAAAAAGUAAAAGAAUAUACUUUUGAACCAAUCACUGAUUGUCCAUUGAGUAUAGAUGGAGAAAGAUACCCAUCUCAACCAGUGAAAGCCAAAGUAUUAACCAAAAUUUUGAAAGUAUUUUGUUAUUGA